UGACACGACAUCAAACUCGACCAGACAGCGGCAAAGGGGAAGUAAAAUCAAAAGGAAAAGAAAUUACAAAGUGGAAGCCGUUGGAAAGCUAUGGAGGUCGAAGGCGAAGACGGUUCAAGGAUUGCACUACAGAAUGCCCCUAACCACAAGACCUUUUUUGGACGAGGCUUAGGUUUUCACACCGACGACAGAACCGUGUCUCGUCGUCACGUUCUGUUUGAAGUUAAAACCUCCGACGACAAAAGCCGGAGCCAAACGGGGACUACGGUUUCGUUUGAGGUUGUUGGGAAGAACCCCAUUUGGGUGAAGAAAAGUGGGUGUGGAGAGAUCAGGGUUCAUAGGAGCGGUGAGAAGGGUGAGGUGGCUGCCGGUGAUUGUUUCUGCUUGUCUGGUAAGAGGCCUGUUCGGUUCAGUGUCCGGGGAAGGGGAUUUGGAGCGGCAGAGAAGAGGGUUUUGGGUAGUGAGGAUGAGUUGGAUGCAAGUUUGACGAGUGGGUUUGAAUUUGGUGGGAUUGAUGUUUCAGAGAUUGACCCUGUUAAAGUAGCUAUUUCUGGCAUGGAUACUUUUUUCUUUUGCAAAGUGUGUAUGUAUGUGAGCAUAUGCAUAUGGAGACCCUGUGAUACCUACAACCUAUUUUCCACGCUGAAUUGUGAGUUUGGUUUUCUUGUGAUGGGGCAUGAGUUUGAUCACUAUCCCAAGCAAAUGAUCCGGGAUAUAAAAAAUUGGGACUGGUUUCUUGAGGAACCUGGAAGAGAUAGCGAUGACGAUGCAUAUCUUGAGAAGAAGGUAAAGAGGGGUGUGAUGAGAAAGAGAAGGAAAGCUGAUGGCAAUGAUGAUGACAAUUGGACUGGCGAGAGUGGUGAUGACGGUGAGCUUGUUGCAAAACUGAGAAAGGUUGAGAGACCUAAGUAUCCCACAAGAUCAAAAGGUGCAAAAGCUAGCAGAGAUUCUGCUCAAAAGAAAGCUAUAGGUGAUGCAAAUGAUGAUGAUGAAACACUUGGAGGCUUUAUUGUUGAUGAUGAUGAUGAUGAUGUGGAACAAGAAGAAGAAUCUGAUGAAGAUGAAGAAGAGGGAGGAGAAGAAUUAAUUGAAGAUGACAAUGACUGUGACCAAGAAAUAGAUGAUUAAUGUCAAUAGAAGGACCAGGUACAUAAGUUUGGAAAUGAUACUCGGGAUGAAUAGUUGCUGUCAAUUUCAAGGGAGGAAUAGUUUCGUAUAUGUAGUUUGUUUUGCAUCAUGAUUAGCUUGUCUGAGAAAGAAUUUCAUUUUAUGUUGUAAAA
This is a messenger RNA of Juglans microcarpa x Juglans regia, 1280 nucleotides long. RefSeq lists its product as uncharacterized. The coding region runs from base 91 to 1128 and encodes 345 amino acids. Gene Ontology annotation, molecular function: protein binding. Lineage: Eukaryota; Viridiplantae; Streptophyta; Magnoliopsida; Fagales; Juglandaceae. The record is from RefSeq and is a predicted model, not a curated record. The transcript is spliced from 3 exons.